Molecule: messenger RNA, 7910 nt
Organism: Poeciliopsis prolifica (blackstripe livebearer)
Lineage: Eukaryota; Metazoa; Chordata; Actinopteri; Cyprinodontiformes; Poeciliidae
Product: protein TANC2-like
Exons: 29
Coding region: 483-6434 (1983 amino acids)
Biological process (GO): regulation of dendritic spine morphogenesis
Cellular component (GO): dendritic spine
Molecular function (GO): protein binding
Source: RefSeq, a predicted model, not a curated record
UUUCACUGGACAGACGCUGCUUCGGGGGUCGGGUGAAGUGGGGGGUGGGGCGAGGGAAGGAAAGGAGGUUCUACUGUUCGUGGCUCGGACCAAAGCGCAGUCAGUGUGUUAACCACGCCCCUCUCAUGAAUAAUAGCACACCUCCCGUUGAACAGGAGAAGGAUGCGAGUGCCAGAAGGAAGUCUCCAGACGUCAGCGCUUGCUCACUCGUGGAGGGAGAUUAACGGUUAUAAUAUCACCAUCCGUGAAGGAUUAGGAUACCCUUUAUCUCCGGUGAUGAAAUGGGCGUAGGAAGACACUGGAAUCCGCCUUGUGCUUCGACUCCGCUGGUAUUUACGGAGGAGGAUUCACUAAGGGGAGGAAAAGAGCACAGACGGCCGUGACCAGUCAGUCUACCAGUCAGACGUCGUUUUCAUCGCACGUGUAUUGAGGAAAGACAAUAGUUGAGGGACGAUCAGCACGACAUAUAUUAAUUUGCACCUAUGUUCCGAAGCAGCCUGAAGAUGCUGCUUGGAAGCAGGAGUCGCAAGCUGAACAACGAUAACAGCAGCAUUGAUUCGGACACCUCAGACAUCAGGAUGACGAAGGGCUUCACUCGCUCACUGCCCUCCUCGCCCCUUCUCAAUCUUCGCCUGGACAAGACAAAUGAUGAGGCAGAGGAGUUGGGACCACCACCUUCAGCAGACGAAGCGGCUGAUGCUCUGAGGACCCGGCUGGGCUUCCUCCUUGGGGAGAAGGUCACAGUUGUAGAGUCGUGUUUACCUUAUGACAGCCCAAAUGAUGGACAGGGUGAUUGGACAAAUGCUUCCCUGGGGUCCAGACACCAAUCAAAGGUUCCAGAAGAGGCCAUGGAAAAGUGGGAGAGGAUGUCUCCUUCCUCCAGUCUGGCAAGCAGCAACUCCUCCCCCUGCACCACUCCUCAGCCUCACGCUAGGAUGGAGGGUAACAAUAAUGGCAAACAUGCCUCAGUCACCUCCCCCUCCUCCACACUGGAAAGCAGAGACAGUGGAAUCAUAGAGCGGGAGGACGGCACCAAGUGUUCUAGUAACAGUCACCACGGCAGCACCCUCAGCAUCUGCCAGCAGGAAGACCUGCCAGUGGUGGCGUCCACUUUGUCCUCGAGCGUGAGAUCUACAAGUCGCACCAACGGCAGCUCGAUGUACAGAAUAGAAGACAGCCUGUAUGCUUCUACUUACAGCCUGAACAAGCUCCACCCAAACCGAGGAUCCAGCUGUUCACGCUCCUCUGGAUCCAGCCACUUCAUAGCCCUCAACCUCAUUCCACGCCCCAAUUCAGUCGCUGCCACAAGUUCAGCCCACAUUGAAGACCUAGCCUUUCUGGAUGACCAGCAGAGACAUUUAGCCUCAAAGAUGUCCCUCAGAAUGGCUGGAGAGAAUUCUGGGAGUCGUAAUCAGCAGGACCACGGCGUUGAUUUUACUCCUGUCCUCAACCUGAAACCACUCCAUUUUGAGGUUCCUGGUCUGUUGUCUGAUUGGCUGUUCAUGGGCAGAGAGUGGCUCUUCCAGGAAGUUGACACCCAUCUGCACGGCAAUGACCCGACAACUAACAGAGGCAUAUUAAUUACUGGCAACAUUGGCUAUGGAAAGACGGCUAUCAUUGCAAGGCUGGUGGCGCUCAGUUGUCAUGGACACUACAUGUGGCCAAGCACCACUAGCAAGCAGAUCAUACCCAAAUAUGGAGAAUCGGUUUCUCUCUCAACUAUCUCUUCUGAAGGAGGAGGACGAGGAAGAGAAAGAGGAAGAGGAGGAGGAGGAGGAGGAGGAGGAGGAAGUCCAGGAACUCCAGAGAAGAAGAGAAAACAACAGGAGGCAUUGUGGAGACUAGCUGGACAGGUAGUGUCCUAUCACUUCUGUCAAGCUGAUAACUGUUACACCUGCCUUGUUCCUGAGUUCGUCCACAACAUGGCAGCCAUGCUGAUCACUGCCCCUCAACUGACCGCCUAUCAAAAACUGUUGCAGCAUUCGCCUCAUUUGCAGAGCAUCCUGAGUCUGCGCUCCUGCAUUCAGGAUCCAAGCUUAGCCCUUCAGAAAGGAAUACUAGACCCCCUGGAUGCACUCCACAAAGAGAGAAAGCUUGAGAUUGAUGUGGAUGGACUCAUUGUACUGAUUGAUGGACUAAACGAGGCUGAGUUCCACCGGCCCGAUUACGGAGAUACACUGACUUCCUUUCUCUCUCGAAACAUUCAAAAAUUUCCUUCAUGGUUGAAGGUCAUUUCUACUGUCAGGACCAGCGAGCAGGACAUUGCGCAAUGUCUGCCGUUUCACCACAUCUCACUGGACGGAAAGGAGGAAAACAACGCUAUAGACCAGGACCUGGAGGAUUACUUGAUGCAGCGUAUCCACAGCAGCCCUGAGAUCCAGAGCAAUGUGUCGCUGGGCAAUGGUCGCCUUGACAGCACAGCACUGACCAAGAUGAUCAGCCACUUGAAGAGCCUAAGCAAAGGCUCUUACCUCUACCUGAAACUGACCCUUGAUCUAAUUGAAGGAGGUUACCUUGUUCUGAAGAGUUCUAGCUUUAAGGUGGUUCCGGUCAACCUAGCAGAAGUGUACCUGCUACAGCUUAACAUGCGGUUUCCCACCCAGUUGUCUUUUCAAAGAGUACUCCCUCUGCUCAAUGUUACUGUGGCUUCACUCUACCCACUGACCGAUCAGCAGUUGUUUGAGGUGGUGAAUGCAGGUUGCCUCAGUGGAGAAACAUUCCAGUGGGGGGAGUUUAUACAUCGCCUAGAUCAGCUCUCUUCUUUCCUGCUACAGCGGAGUGACGGCAGCAGGAUGCUUAACCAUGCCUCCUUCAGGGAGUGGCUAGUGUGGAGGGAGGAGGGACAGGAUGACAAGUUCCUCUGUGACCCAAGAAGUGGACACACCCUGCUGGCGUUCUGGUUCUGCAGACGAGAAGGAAAACUGAGCAGACAGCAGACGCUGCAGCUGGGACAUCAUAUUCUGAAGGCUCACAUCUACAAGGGCUUGAGUAAAAAACUUGGGGUUUCCUCCUCCAUUCUUCAGGCCCUGUGGAUGUCAUACAGCACAGGAAGACUUUGCCCCGUUCUUUCGUCACUGCGCAACCUCUAUACCCCCAAUAUCAAGGUGACCAGGCUCCUGAUAAUGGGAGGAGCCAAUGUGGAUUACCGAACUGAAGUCCUUAAUGGUGCCCCCUUAUUGUGUGUCUAUGCUCACCUUGGCCACAAGGAUGCCGUAGCACUGCUGCUCGACCACAGAGCCCAAGUGGAUGCUCAGUCACAUGAUGGUUUAACAGCUCUGGGAUUUGCUGCUGCAGCUGGUCACUUGGAAAUUGUCACCUUGCUGAGCCACCACAAAGCCAAGAUUGGCCACAUGGACAGCUCAGGUCGGAGUGUGCUUGUUCUGGCAGCCCAGCACGGUCACAUUGAGGUGCUGCGCUUCCUGCUGAAGAGCCCUGAUUGGAGCUGCACUUCGUGUUGUAGCCAGAGGGAGACGAGCAGGAGCCAGGCUGUGCAGCAGGCUCUGAUUGCAGCAUCCAUCAUGGGGCAUGUGGAAAUGGUGUCAUACCUCCUGGAUCUUCCAGAAGAAGAUGAGGAAGAGGAGCAGAGACCUGAGAUUAACAUAUCUGACUGUCUGUGGGGGGAGACGGCUCUGACAGCUGCUGCAGGACAUGGAAAGCUUGCUGUGUGUAGACUCCUGCUGGAUCAGGGAGCUGCUGCUGAGCAAAGCAACAGGCAUGGCAUCACUCCACUCUUCAGUGCCGUGAGACGGGGACACACACGGGUAAAACCCAUUUACCAGGUGACAGUUGGACUUAAUCCUGCAGAGACCAAAUCUCUGCCUCUUCCAUUGUUUCUCCAUCAGGUGGUGGAGCUGUUGCUGAACUACGGGGUCGAGGUGAACAGUGUGGACCAGCAAGGUCGAACUGCUCUGAUGACAGCAGCCUCAGAAGGACACAUUACCUCUGCCCAGCUUCUGUUGGAUCACGGGGCCUCUCUCAACCAGAUCGAUAGGGAAGGCUUGACUGCUCUGAGCUGGGCAUCCCUCAAAGGCCAGUUCACAUUGGUCAGGGAGCUGGUGGAGCGAGGAGCAGCCACUGACCAUGCUGAUCGCAGCAGUCGAACACCUCUGGACCUGGCUGCCUUUUGUGGAGACCCUGAAGUGGUCCAGUAUCUAGUGGAUCAUGGAGCGUUGGUGGAGCACAUGGACUGCAGUGGGAUGCGCCCUCUGGACCGAGCAGUUGGCUGCAGGAACACUUCAGCAGUUAUUACUCUUCUCAAAAAGGGAGCUAAGAUUGGACCAGCAACCUGGGCCAUGGCCACUUCCAAGCCAGACAUUUUAAUGGUGUUACUCAGUAAAAUGAUCCAAGAAGGAGACAGAUUGUACAAGCAAGGAAAGGUGAAAGAAGCUGCACAGUCCUACCAGUCAGCCCUCCACAAGUUCCCCAGAGACGAGCUAAAAACCUUCAAAAAGCUCAGAGUGUGUGUGCUGCUCAACUUGUCCCGCUGCCGCCGUAAAAUGAAUGACUUCAACGCUGCUGAGGAAUUUGCUACAAAGGCUCUAGAGCUGAAAUCCAACUCCUAUGAGGCCUUUUAUGCCCGAGCCAGGGCUAAACGAAACCGCAGACAGUUCCGUGCUGCGUUGGAGGACCUGAUUGACGCCAGCCGUCUAUGUCCAUCCAACAGGGAGAUCCAGCGCCUUCUGUCACGGGUGAAAGAAGAGUGUCGGCAAGUUUCACAACAACAAGACCCUCCCUCUGCUUAUCAACACCAGAUGGCGAUGUUCACUAAUGAAGCCAGCUGUAGGGAUUUCAACUGUCUUUGUGUGCAGACCAUGGAAAGCUUUAACAGGGAAGACGAGGAUGUGGAGAAAGAAAAAGAUGGGGAUUUCAGGGAAAAUGAAGACUUUACGUCUUUUCUUCCUCCUCACACAGUUCACAGUCUUGACACCCAUUGCUACACUGGACUGAAAUCACCAUCUUCUCUCUCUCCAACUCACAUGCAUCAGUCCCCCUCUUGUUCCACUCAUUUAGCAGACCUCCCCUCCCCCUGUCAUUCUUUGCUUCCUCCCGCUUCCUCCAGCCAUCCUCAAGUUAGUGCUCCUUCAUCACCCCUGCUGCAUCCACAAAGAGCUAGUUCAAUGUUUGAAAGUGGAGGACAACACCACCUUCAAACUGUCUCAGUGAUUAGCCCUCAUAAUCAGGGCAGGCAGCACAACGACCUUAGUUCCGAUCUGAAAUCCAAGCUUAAAUGCAGCCCUUCCAAAAGCCAGUGGCUCCAGAAUACCAAGGCUGAGGUCGUCCUAAGCAAUCAGCCAAGCUGCUCAGACCACUCUUUUUUGGUUUUACGGAGUCCUGCCUGCUCCGAGUUAACUCAUCUUCCUGAAGAGUUAGCAGAGUUAUGGGAAGGCUUUCACCCUAGACCGUUUGAUGUCAGACAUGGCCCUCUUGUCCGUGGUGGUGUUGGUUCCAGAGUGUCUCAAGUUUUGGACAAUGUGGGUGUUUCACCUGUUUGCCAGAUGCAAGCAACUCCUGUGCAUGGCAGAGGAACAGCAGCGGGCCGAAUGGCAGUAAAUGUUUUUAGCCAGUCUCGACAGUCCAGCCGCAACCAGUCUAAAGCAGCUUACUACCCAAUGGAAGUUACAGAGGCAACUAUUGGCAAUCAGUCACUGCAAGACUUUCACUAUCAACUUCAGGGUGGACUUCAUGUCCCAAUUAAUGUCCACCAAACAUCCACCUUCACUCCCCCUCCCAGAUCUGUUAUACACUCCCAGAGUGUGAAUGUGCACUUUUCUUCUAACAUCGCAAGUGGGCUGCUAACUAAUGAAGGUCAAGGUCUCAGGACCUCAGCCUCCGCCCAGCACAUGGAUCUGCCUUCAGAAUCUAUGGGAGACGCUUAUGGUUGUCAUGAUGAUCCUUUUCUUAAUUCCUCUCUGCAGUCAGAGAUCUGCAUAACUGAGGGAGGGACAUAUCCUGGAGAGGCAGGACACUCUUCCAGGAACACACCUUUUAUGGGCAUAACAGACAAAUCGGUACGGGUGCACCAGCAGUACCAGCAACAGGUUCCUUCUAGUUCAGCAUCCUGCCUCAGCCUCUCUCGCUCCUGGGCCGUUUCUUCAGUCGACACAAUUGUCAUGUCACCUAGCAAAAGCCCUACCAACCAGAGAGGCUUGGCUCCAGAAGUGCCAUUAUACUACUGUAAUUGUACCAACAACAACGCUGAAAACAGCCACCUCCACCUCACACAGGUCCAAAUGGACCUGUGUGAGGUUGUCCCUGGUAACAGCCAAUGGAAUGAAGAUUCAGGGCAAGUUUCAAGUCAGAAGCCUUCCUGUCUUGAUGUGAAAGUUGCCCAAACACUGCCGGUUAUCCAAAACUGCUCUGACAGGCCAGUAGAAAGGAUUGUACCCACCUCUCCUGUCAAACCAAAAAGACCCUUUGUUGAGUCAAAUGUGUAAAGAACAAAAAAUAAAAAAGGUUUUAAGGAACUUAUUGGGAAGUGUAUUUCAAGUUGGGGUUUGGAAUUAAUAACUGCUUAAAAUAAACUAUUUUAAGGAGUAUUCUGUGAAAUGGAAACAGUUGAAUAAGCAUCUGAAUUUUUCUCUCUUUUUCAUUUCCCUUUUCUUUCAUGCCUUUUCACAGAAAAUAGCUCAGUAUUAUAGCAGUAAAUAAAUAAAGUAAAUAAAGCACCACUGUUACUGUUGCAAUGCCAUCUAAAAUGACAUAGAGAGAAGUGGGCUGUAAAAAUUGUUGUUUAUCAGGAUCUCACAUCCAAAGUCAUAGCUUAAGAAAAUCAGACAAUGCAUUAAACACUACUUUGCUGUGAAUAAAAUGGUUUCUAUUUAUCAGAUAUUUUUUAAUUGCGUCUGUAUUUAACUAUACAAAGAUUUUAUUUUGAAACUGAAAUUUCAUUUUUUUUGUGCUAUGUGUGAUGAAAUUGUGGCAUCUUACUUGGAUAAAAAAAGUAAGAUGCCACCCCCCAACAGGAAUACACAACAAUAUUUGGUGGGCGUGGCCUAAUUUCUCUACAGCACCCAUAGAAUAUUUUAAAUGAGUUGGAAGCAGUGCUGAGCUGCGGGGGCCGUUCGAGGUUGCUCGCAGCUUUAAUUUAAUUUGUUUAUUUAAGUUAUCUUCUUCCUUCUUGUUUAUUUAAUUAUUUUUAUUUUUUUGUUUGUUUGGAGAAGACAGUUUUAAUAUUCUUUUCUUUCUAUUGGUUCUAAAUUCUGCAGACCCUCCUGACUAUUUUAUAGUUGACAUAGAUUGGAAGAAACAACACACUUUUAAUACCAUCCCCCCUACUUCAACUAAAAUGCUGGUUUCUGGUGCUUUUUUCCACCAUGUGUUUUAAACUACAGUAUAAAUUAAUUCAAAUUUGAAUAAAUUAAGUGUUGAACCAAGUUUUAUGCCUACAAUAACAUUGUUAGACCUAAGAUGUGAAAAUAUGUUUAUAUGUAGUUUCUUUUGUAUAAUUUUUAAAAAUGCACUCAGGAAUUUGUUGAAAUGUUUUUCUGUUUGCUAUGCCCAACCUUUAAACUCAAAAAGAACUUUUUUUCCUGAUCACUAACAAAGUAACCAUAAUUGCAUUGCACUGACGACAACCCUCUUCAGAGUGAAAGUUACUUUGUCAUAAAACACUUAGCAAUUUUUUUAUACUCAAUGAGGUGUUUAAAAAUUAAAUCAAAGGGAUGACAGAUGUAGGAAGCUAUAUAAAAGCAUUUGAUUCAGGCUGUGAGAAAUGGCAAUGCUUCCAGUAAACAAUACAAUGGCUGAACAUUAUAAAACAGCAAAGUUUGUCUGUUUUAUUCCUUUGAUUUUUUUAUUCAUUUGCUUGAAACAGCUAUUUUAGGAAUGCAUACUUCGCCGACUACACUAAUGCUUAUUCAAGAUGUUACACUCCAUAAUUGUCUUUUUCAAUAAAGAUAGUUUUUAAAUUA